Molecule: messenger RNA, 297 nt
Organism: Caenorhabditis remanei
Lineage: Eukaryota; Metazoa; Nematoda; Chromadorea; Rhabditida; Rhabditidae
Exons: 2
Coding region: 1-297 (98 amino acids)
Source: RefSeq, a predicted model, not a curated record
AUGCUUAUAAAGCCGCUGCUAGUGAACGGAGGAAAGAAAUGCAACGUGCGAAAGGAUUCCGUCACAAUGCAAAUAUUUCAUCAGCAGUACAUUGAGCAUUUGAAGAAACUCGUUCGUCCUCUGACUCACUCCGAUUUCUGUGCCAACGUUACGAAUGAGAGGAGAAUCCGUAAUUCUUACGGGGAGAGAGUUUUCUGCAAAGAAGUUCAGAGAAUAGUCCCGAAAGGAAAAAGUUGUUCCAUUUCUUUGGAACCUGAGAAGAAAGAUCAACCACUUCGUCAAUCUUCUUCCUACUAA